AUGAGCGCCGAAGCUCCCAAAAUCGUCGACCCCGAUGCCAAGGCGGCACCCAAGCCAGACACCAAGGAACUGGCCAAACCAGCAAAGGCUUCGAAGCCAAGAAUCGACUGCAUUGAUGGCUGCCGCUUUGCCCUCGUUUUCCCCAUUGUGGUGGCACACUUUGCACGAUUCAGCACCAACAAUUUGACGGCUUUGAAACUUCUGACCCAGGAGAAUGUCUUGGUUGGCGGUUUCUUUGUGAUCAGUGGAUACGUCUCGGCUUACACCACCACCAAGCUGGGAGCAAUUGGAGUAGAAGAGAAGAAAGUGGCAAAUCCAGAGCUCUUCUUUUGGCAAAGGGUGAUGGCGUACUAUCCACUCCACUUCGCCAGUUCAGCCCUUUUUGCUCCCAUGUUCAUUUGGGUGGAGAGGAAUUUCAAUGCCACGUGGAAGAUGAUUGCGUUCCGUGCAUUUUUGAAUUUCAGCAUGCUGCAGGGAGGUCUCCAGAAGCUCUUGAUGGCUUUGACUGGAAUCUCUUUGUUGCAGAAAGUCUCCUAUUCUGAGACUGCUCGUUUCCACAGCAGCAAGGAACAUCCUGUGGAUGGCAAGGUGAUGCAUCCUUUGAUUUGGAACUUGACCCGUUUCCACCCAUUCUGGGCGCUGAUGGAGAUGACGAUGGGCAUUGUGGCUGCUCGACAUGUGAUGUUGGACACUGAGGAAGAUAAGAAGAAACCCAAGAUGAACCCAAUUUGGCUUUUCCUGGCGGCCUACGCUUCGCUGGGUUUGCGCCUUACUCAGUUCGACUUCAACGACGCCAUCGUGCGUGGAGUGCUCUUUGUGCCGAUCUUCACCAAGUUCUUGACGGCCAUGCACCGAGAUGCACUGUCUUCCGAGCCAUCUGCCACCACGAGGUUCUUCGGAUGCAAGACGAUGGCCACCCUUGGUUCCAUCGCCUUCCCAAUGUUCAUUGUCCAUGGACCUUUGGGCCAAAUCUUUUACAAGAAGGCCAUUGCCAAGAAGCUUUGGGGAAAGCCAAUGCCACAUGCUUUCUUCCCAUUCUACCUGGCCAUUUGCUUGGGCAUCAGCCAUUUGGUGAAUGAGCACUUCGUGAAGAACAAGAAGGUGGGUGCAUUUGCCGGCAAGGUGGCUCAAAAAUUGGCUGGCUGGACUGAAGGCAUGUUGCGUGACAAGU
Messenger RNA from Cladocopium goreaui, 1171 nucleotides. The record is from the annotation of a GenBank genome assembly. Lineage: Eukaryota; Dinophyceae; Suessiales; Symbiodiniaceae.